AUGAUCUUGCAACGAACAGUGAAAAAGGUUCUGGUUUUUGGGGCGCUUGCCCUGGCUUUUUUGCAGAGAGCUGGCUGCAAAGUGUCAGUGGAGGACACAGAGGCCAUAAAAACAUACUGGCGUGAGAGAAUAGACACCAUAAAGAGAGAAAUUAGGACACGCCGCAACCUUCUUAAAACUCUUGACAACUUUAGCGAUAGACUGAAGUGGGAAGACAUUCGCAGCUUCAGAGAGCUAACUGAUCAGCUGGAGAUAGGAAAAAUAAACCUGUCUGGCGUAGAGACUUCUCUGGAAGAGCUGAAGAAAAAGAACGACAUGAUAUUAUUUUAUGCAAACUUUCUAGAAUACACCCAGAGAGCUAUGGAUAAAAAAGAUCUGACUUUUAGAGAAAGAGAUAUGCAAAUUUCUAUAAAUGAACAGAACAGAUACGAUUUAGAAAAUCUGCUUCUGGCGGCCUUUAAAGAGAGCACAUUGAUAGUUCAGAAGAUAAGCAAAUACGACCAGCACAUUCUGAGAGUGAUACAGAAGUGCAACAUUGUGUAUAUAAGAGACGGCAGAGUGGAAGACCUCUCUCUUUUUAAGCUAGCAAAAGAGAAAAAGAUAGUUGCUGCCAGCAUAGUCUUCUCUUUCAUUAACAUGAAUCUGUCCAAGCUAAAAGACAUGAAAAGCGCGGUAGAAAGAAUGCACAUGAAUGUCCUGCCCCAUGUUCCGUAUGGAAAUGUGUCCAUGUUUAUGAAUAUGGUAAAACACGAUUUGGAAAAAGAUAUAUCCCCGCUCGUAUCAGCGGACAGACAUCUCCAUCUUUUAUGCGAUAGAUACGCUGCCGUAAACUCUGUGAUGGAUGCAAGAACGGUAGACAUCUACUUUACUCUACUAGGAAAAGACCUUUCAGAAAAAGAGAUAAAGAAGCACAGAAACAUCACACCUGGCCAGGUUGUAAAGAUAAUAAUAAUAGAAUGUCUGCUAAACGGACGCCUUCUGGACCACCGAAAGAACGAUCUGUUCUUUGCUCUGGGAAGGGUAGUAGAGAAAGUGUGCAAACCAAAGGAGAAUAACACCAAUAUUUACAAAAGAACAAAAAUAAAAAAAGUGGAGAAACAGGAUGAGAUACUCAAUGCUCUGAAGAUUAUAUGGAGCGACUGCUGCACGUCUCCCAUCCAGUAUGAAUACAUGAACAUCAACUCCUUCUGCGAGGACAAUGGGAUUGAUUUCUUAAAUCUCACAGGUAUACAGAACAGCUUUAUAUCUGCUAAGUGGAUGUAUGACGUGGAAAGACACACAACAGUGUAUGAGAACGAGAUAGUUGGAGACCUGCACUUUGAUAUGUCCUACACGCACCCCAUGUGGUACAUAUACAAAAGAUGCGAGUAUGUUAGCCAUUUGACGAAAAAAGAUCUUUUAUUCCUACAGCCGUUCAUGGAAGUAAAAGACGGUGUUGUUAUACUCAGACCGCACAGAAUAACCCAGGACGACGACAGCCUGGAAAGAGAACAAAACAUAAAAAUUUGCAUCAGAGCAUGGUUCUCCCUGUGUGUUAGAAUCAUCAGCAGAAAAGAAGACGGCAAGAAAUACAACAGCACAAUAGUUAAGGACUUUGCAGACUGUCUGAGAAAUGAUCGCAGAAAGAAAGUGGAGGUGGAAGAGACAGAAGAGAAGAAGUACAAAUGCAACUUCAGCAAAGUGUCCAACCUCGUGUGCAUUGCAUAG
Molecule: messenger RNA, 1707 nt
Organism: Nematocida minor
Lineage: Eukaryota; Fungi; Microsporidia
Exons: 1
Coding region: 1-1707 (568 amino acids)
Source: RefSeq, a predicted model, not a curated record